Molecule: messenger RNA, 8124 nt
Organism: Klebsormidium nitens
Lineage: Eukaryota; Viridiplantae; Streptophyta; Klebsormidiophyceae; Klebsormidiales; Klebsormidiaceae
Source: the annotation of a GenBank genome assembly
AUGGGGGAGGCAGCGGUUCUUGCUGCAUUCAACCUCGAGUUCAGCAAAGUACUGAAAGGGGCACCGCUGGGAGCUAGGUUCCCAAACCCCGUUGCACGGAAGCUGGCCGAGCUACUUGAACACUUCACCCCCAAGCUGUCAGUCCCUGUUUUUGCGCCCCGGCUGCUUCAAUUGGGCGACCUUCUCUUCAAACGAGAGGCAUUCCAUCUGGCCCGACACUCCUGUUUCCUCCCCGUCGCCCGCAGGACUUCCAUUCUCAAACCCGCCAACCCCGCUCAGCUUCCGCUGCUCACCUGCAACGUUCAGGCGCGCUACGGGGCGGCGCUAUGCAGUUUUCAGGAGCUUCGGUGCGGGGACCCGACGUUCCAAAACCCCAAAACCCUGAAGGGGGCACUGACUGCGCUGGGAGAAAUGAAAGCAGCGCUGGGGGACUCGCUUUUGGAGCAUGAGGAGCUCUACUGGCUGGCGCUAAAUGGUGCAAAUACCUUUUUGCUUUCGACUUUGGCAUGUUCUGCUUUCUUUAAGGAAACUGACGUGAGAAUAACAUUGCAGAGCACGGUCCACAUCUGGUCGUCGGUUCAGCCCCUAAUGGCCGCGUCGCUUGCGUCGGAAACGCUCGAGUUCGUGGUAUCCGCGAUCGCGGCCAUGGAGUCGCAGGUCGCGCUGUGCGCGCCGCGGCACCUCGAGUGGCGCUGCCAGCUGUACCUGACCGCGUGCGAGGGGUAUUGCCUGGCGGAAUACCGGGACAAGGCCAAGGCCUGCGCGGAGCGGGGACGAAGCAAAGUGCGCGAGCUCGAGGAGCUGCAGCGGCUGGACCCCGUGCCGCCCCUGCCCGAGACGGUGGCCACAUAUGACAGCGCGAGAAGGACGAUGCAGCUGGCGUGCUUCCAAUACGGCGACCAAAGUGGCACCGUCACCAGCGAAUCCGUCGCCCAGAACCUCGCUCAGACGUUCGCGGAACCGAUAGACCGGAUCCUGGCCCUGGCGCUCGCCCUGGAGAAUCCGACGCAAAGGGUUCUGGGCGGCGUCCCUCCCACCAGCUAUCAGAGGGUCCUGCUCGGGUGUGCCAAUAACUUGCUGGCGGGGAUCCUGGACGAGAUCGUGACGUCAGCCGCGGCCCCCGCCACUCCUAGUUCGGAAAGCGGCGGCGCAUCUUCCCGGGGGUCCCAGAAUGGGCCCGCAGACGCCCUUCUCCCGAUCGACCUCCACCGUCGAUUGCUCCACGUGGCGUUCACCUACGGCGACUGGCCACUCUUCGACAGCCUCGCGGCCGCAGCCGACGCACGCGUGACGUCAGCGCCGCCGACGGCUUUUUCUGCAGGGGUAAAGCUCCUCCGAGCUGUACGGGAUCUGCAGAAAGCGGAGGGAGGUGGAGAACAGGACCUUUUAGCGGCGCUUGGGAUCGCUAUUGGGGCGUGCGGGGCGGAGUUUGUAACUAGGGACGGCGAGAUUCUUACGGAUGCGGCGCUGUUGCUGUGGGGAGAGGUGAAGCAUCUGUUGGAGAAGCGGGAUGCGGACUUGACCAGUAGAACGUCCGACGUCCCCAGGUCCGGAGAGAGCGUAUUCACACCGAAUGGAAGUUCAGACACACCGGACGGUAGCGCAGCUAUACUAGGCGGCGGGACUUCUGGAGAGGAGGACACGAGAGGAGGGAAAAGCGACGAGACGCUGAUCGAGCUGCUGGCAACGCUCCAUGACGUCAGCGAGCGGCUGGAACUCCCCGACGCGCUCAUGCACGCGCAGAUUGCGCUCCGUCUUGCGUCCCUGCUCGACAGCAGACAAAAGCAUCCGGGAACCGUGGCGGAGAACCCGGAUGCACGUGACCUGGAAAGGGCCCUGGAGGUGCUACGUGGCGCGCUGCGCGCGGUCGAGAGGUUCAGGGAUCUGGACACGGAAGUGCGCGCGCACGAUGACGUCAGCGACCGGAGCUGGGCGGAGGCGCGGGAGGGCGGGCCGGGCGACGAGGCGCAGAAGCUGCUGAGGAGCUGCCACGUGGACCUCUUGAUGACGUACUGCCGACUGCGGCUGCGGCUGGGCGCGCACGCGGAGGCCGCAGAGGCGGCCGCGCGGCUGAGCCGCGAGGAGAGCACGCUGCGGAAGCGCGAGCAGCAGUCGAGCAUCUUCGGUGCGAUGACGCUCAAGGAGAAGAAGGAGGCGCAGGACAGGCUGACACGUGUCGGUCGGCCGCCGCCGUUCUCCGUGAAGGCCGAGAAGGAGCUGCUCGCGGAGUGCAACUCAAACCCCUACCAGCGCGCGCUCGUGCUCGCGCAGAUCGCCGCGACGCGUCCAUCCCAAGCCGACCGCGCGCUCUUCCUCCAGCAGGCACAAGCAGAGCUUGAAAACGCGCGCGUUCUUGAGGAAAGCGCGCGCCCUCUGUGCUCAGGCGGCGAAGGGGGCAGUUCCAGGGGCGUUCCGGCCCCCCUAAUCUUGACGAGGAUGAGUGUCUCGGUGACUAUCCGGCCGGCUAGUGCUUUCCCAGCCCGAUUGAAGAGCGGAAAGAACUCCGGCGGAAGGGACUCGCCGGACGGAAAGCCGGUCGCGUACGCUGUGUUUGGAAAAGUGGCGGGGAGCGGAGUGGGGGUCUCGCUGCACAACACGGACUUCCCUGGAACAGGCGCGCACGCGCGCGCGCCCCUGUCUGACGUCAUCACCGUCACGGGCCUGACGCCCAACGAGCGCUACAUCUUCGCGCUAGCUUUUUACGACGCGACUGGCGCGCUCAUUGACACCAUCGGCCCCAGCACGGCCCCUGUCACCCUAGCUUUACCCCUGCCGAGAUUACAGUGUCAAGCGUAUUUGGCACUGACCGCUCACCGUUUGGGGUGUCCGAAAGAGGCGCUGUUCGCGGCGCGGCCCGUGGUCGCCCAUUUUGUGGAGAAGGUAGCAGUGGAUGAAGACGGGGUGGAGCGACUUUUCGGCGACCAGCUGAGGGCGACAGAAGCGCGGGAGGCGCCCAGCACGCUGCUCAGAAGCUUUGUCCAGUAUCCUCCUCAAGCCGUCCCACUCGAAGCAGACGCCAAUUUCGCUGACGUCACCUUCCUUUUCCCCGCCAACCAGGUUCUCUUCAUGGAGUCCGAAGCCGCGCCCGCGCCGCUGCGCGCGCUAAACCCCGCCCAAACCCCGCACUCGCUCCUCCCGUCGCAACUCGAGCGCCUCCAACAAGCGCACCGCCUGCUGAUCGCGGCGCAGGCCGCUGCGCUGUGUGAAUGCGCCCCUCUGGUGUACGAAGCGGCGACCCGGUUCUACAACCGGGUGGUUCCUUUGCUGGCAAACCUGCCCGAAAAGUGUCCGGUGAUUCAGCCCCUGCUCGCCGGCUGCCACGUGGUGUUGGCGACGGUCAACCAGACGGCGGGGCUGACGUCAGGAGCUGGGAAGGUUGCGGCCGGGCUGACGUCACAGCUGUUCAAAAGGCUGGCAGCGAUUGCGGAGGGCGGGACAAUGAAAGCGAUUGGAAAGAUGGACCUGGGGGUGUUCACAUCGGACGGGAAGAGCGUUCUGGGAGUGCAUUUACACUCGGCGGACGGGUGUGAAAAGGCGUGGGCCGCGCUGAAGGGCGACCUCGCAGCCCAUCCGCGCGCGUUUGAGCUCGCCGUGAGAGUGAUUGAGAAAGAAGUUCGAGAGGGGUGUAACGAACGGGUGGUGAAGUGGGGGGGGGAGUUGGAAGACAUGGUGAGGGCCAAGGGCAAGCGGCCGGGUUAUGUUGCGCGGGAAAAAACAGAGCAAGAGAGUGAUUCCAAGUCGAAAGGGAAGGGAGGGGACUCCAAGAAGCUGACGAAGAAACCGUCGGCUAAGGAUGACGGGAAAAGGAGCGAGAGCCGGAGCGGUUCUACGGUGCAGAGCGGCGAGGACCCCGUUCUGAAAGAGGACCUGAGCCCGGAACAGGCUGCGCUGGAUCAGAAACGGGUCGCUGCUGCGGUAACUAUCCAGAAACACGUGCUUUCGCGUCUCGCGUGGAGCCGCGAGGUUCGGAAAACGCGCGAGUGGUUCGCGCGCAACGGGGCCUGGAUCGCGCGGCUGCACAUCGCGCUGGGGUUAGCCCUACCCGACACGAAACCCGCGCAAACCCCGGCUCCUGGAAGCGGACAAUCCAGCCCCGAAAACGAGGUCAAGCGGCCGGAGUCAAACCCCAAAGUCUCGCGGCCGCCGAGCGCAUCCGCCGGCGCGAAGUCGAAGAAAACGAAGGGUGACGUCAGCAAGUCGGCGGCCGUGACGCCCGCCCCCCGGAGAGGCUCCCCCCGGAGCAGUCGCCCGAGCAUUGCGGAAGAAGAGGAGACCAGGGGAACCCCGUCGGAGAAUUUGAGCAAUCCGGAUGCGCCACGUGGCAUCUCCGGCGGUCUCGCAAAGGCGGCCUACUUGCUCGCGAGCGCUCUCGCUGACGUCAUUAACGGAUCGGACGACGCGGAAACGGCGGCAGAGGUCCUGGGCUUCGGGGAGAAGGUCCUGCGCGCGCUCGCGACCAAUCGGCGGUGGACACGUGUCCUCGAGCUGGGCAUGUCGCUGACCGCUCGAGGAGCAACGGAGCGCGUUCUCCAGCUAAUGGUGACGUCAGCGGAAGCCUUGGGAGAGGCCGGAUGCCGCGACUUGGGGAUAAGCGCCGGGGUUUUAAGGCGUGAUCUAGAAGGAAUUUGGAAGCAAAAGCCGCCCGCCUUGGACGCGCUGGAAGGAUGUAGGAAACAGUGGGAGGAGUUUUUGCGAUUGGGUAGGAAGGAUGGCGUAUCGGACGGUGGAAGCUGGCCGCUGGGCGGCGAUCGGAUGGCGGGAGAUGCGUCGGAGCAGAAAGCAGCGGUUGUGAAGGCGUACACCAAAGCCAUCACUUUGCUCCAGGCAGGCCCCGAUGCCUUUUUGCUGGCCCAGGCCCACAGCGAGCUCGGCGACAUUCACGCGCAUUUUGGCGACAUGACAGCCGCGGGGCAGUGCUGGAAGGACGCCCUCGACGCCGUGACGGGCGCCUACAAGUCGCUUGACAAGUGGCGCCAGCUUUUCCGCUCUGAUCUACUCAGCGGAACUGUGUUGACCGGAAUCGCGACUGAGACCUCGAAAGGAGCUCUGAACGCAGAGCCGCUCGGAAACCCGAUCGGAAACGUCCGUUCGCCUUACGGAACGGUGGCCAGAAAAGAGGGUGAUCAGAGGAGAACCAGGGGCGGCGACAAAACGGCGGGCAUAAACGAGCACUGGAUGCACGUCCUGUCCGAGGGCGGGGGCGCACAGCGCUGUCUCCUCGGCGCUGACGUCAUUUCGAAGCUGCUGACGUCAGCUCUGACGUCGGACGCACACGCGCAACGCGAGGCGGCGCUGAUGGCCGCCGAGAUGACGUCAGCGGUCUUUGCAACUAGUAUGGCGCACCCGCAAGCGCCGCUCGCUUUGGCGACCUACACCCCGGAGCCACUCAGCUGGGGCCACGUGGCGCCAUUCGCGGUCGGCCACGUUGGCAGUGUCAACCGGCUCCAAAGGGCCCUGUUUACACUCGCGACGCAUUUGGUGGCCGUCGAAGAAGAGCCCCUGAGGGCGUUGCCGGUUCUGGCGCUACUUCGGGGGGCACUCGGCGCUGCCAAACCGAACCCCCUGGCACGAAACGCGGCUACUUUGCUGCACGUAGAAGCGCUGCUCGCCGUGGGGCGCCUCUCGGAAGCUUUUGCGGAGCUUCAGCGCCUGUUCACACCUGUCGGUGCGCCGGCAAACGGGGACCCUGCGGACGCAGGGAAAGCCAACGGAACCGGAAAGGACGGAAAGAGCAAACCGGUCGCACCGGAAGCCGUUCCUGCGCCAAAACAGGAACUGUUGUACGCGAACAACCUUCCACCGAGCCACCCCAGCAACCAGGCCGCGAUAGCCUUUCUUGCGAAUGCUGACGUGGCAGGAAACGUCAGCACGGAGCUUGAGCUGGCACGUGCCCGGUUCCUUUGCCGGGUGGGGUCCCUGUGGGCCACUGGCAUGACCGACGGCCCGGGGCUCUCUACCGAGGCGUCUCUAAAUGUUCCGAGACCCAAAUCCGGAAACAACACGAAGAAGACGGCAGAGUCUGGAAAGACAUCGCGCGCGAGCGUAACGGUCGCGGCCAACCAGGAAGUCACAAGUGGCAGCGCGUGCUUAGCGCAGGCGGAGGCUUUGCUCAGAAAGGCUUUGGAUGCCGCGGCACAGAGAUGGGGGGUGGAACCCGAGGGCGGAAAUGGGGGGGUGGACGGUGCCGCGGCCGGGCAGGGUUUGGAUGGUUUGGAGGUUUUGGCCCGGGGCGGCCUCGUGCUUUCGGACGUCCUGCGCGCGCAGCACCGUCCGAAGGCCGCGUUGAACGCUCUCGAAACGGCCCUGAACCGCAUCUCGAAAGCGUUCCCACCACAGCCGAUGGGCGACGGACACGGCGGUGUGAAUGUCCCCCUGCGGCACGCGGUUCUGCAAAAGUGCUGGCUGGAGUGUCAGUUGAGACUGGCGGAAAUCCUGCUCGAUCUGGGCCAUUUCACACUAGCGCGCGCCGCGUCAGAGCAGCUGGAGUCGCAGGCGGGGUCGGCGGGGAGUGUAAAUUACACUCUGCGGGCGCAGAGCUUAUUGGCUGAGUUGGACGUAUUGGCCGGCGCGGUCAGGAAAGGGUUUGAGGGUUUAAGCGCGGUCGCCGCGCAGUGCCGCGAGCAUCACUACAGCGACGGGCUCUUCUUACCGACGCAGCUGCUGAGACUCGCCGAGCUGGCUAGGGCGGAGAAGCUUGACACCAGAAACGGCUUGGUGCUCUGCGCCGAGGCUUGCGCGCUUCUGGAGUGUCAAGAGGUGGAGCUUGGGGCGAACGACGUGCAGAAGAAGGAAGCGCUCAGGAGCGUUUACCUUCCCACGACGGAAACGCUCGCGGUGGGACUGCUGUUGCGAGGGACGGCGCUUCUGGGCGACCAGUCGCAGGUCUCCGCCGCACUUGCCUCCCUCGUGAAAUGCGAGCGCCUCCUCUCGCACGUCGUCGCCAACCCCCCUGCGGCUCUCGUCUCGCGCGCACAUAUUGCGCUCGCGCGUGCUUUCAUAAGAAGCAACGAAACCAAGAAAGCAACGGACAAACUUCGGACCGCGAUCCGGACGAUCGUCCAAACCGGGGCGCACGAUCGCGCGCUUCUCCAAGAGGCCUUCCAGCUGCUCGCGGCCGCGGCGGCGGGUUUGGAUUCUCCAGACGGCGCGAUCGCGGCCGCGCUUCAAAACGCCCGAGCAGUGGCCGAUAUGGCGACGUUCUUGGAGUCGGAGCUCUGCUUAAACCUCCCAAACCCUGACGCGGUCCCGGCGCACGCGCUCGAGAUCGUUCGCGCCGGCGAAGAAUACCGGAUCACCACUCGGAACGUUUUAGAAAGCGAAGCAAGUCCAGGGACUGGGGGAAAAGAAACGGGCCAGGCUUCGCCCCCGGCCGCGAGCCCACUGGGACGACGUCAGAGCGACGUCAGCGGCGUCGAAUCGCGCGACCUCGGCCCGCUGCUGCUCGCGCACUACCGGGCGCUCGUCCGCGAGCAGCAGCGGCUCCACGUGGACGUCCGAAUGGCGCGCGAGACGGGCGCCCGCGCGCGCGAGCUCCACCGUUUCCUGCUCGCGAGCUGCGUGCAAUACGCGGAAAAGUGCUGCUUCAAAACGGUGCCCGAUUUCGACGCAGCGGCGCAAGUGACUCCGGGCCUUGUUGCGUGCGCCUGGGUGCAGGGUCUCAGGGAGAAUAAGCAGGCAGACGGUGCGGGUAGUACGAAAACAGGGCCCGGUUCGGAGGACUCGCUUUCCGUGGUCUACCUUGUAGUGCCUUCUGACGGAGGCGCGACCGUCAUCGGCAUAUCUGCAGUUGAGAAUCUUGACUACCUUUCAGCGCUGCGGUUUGAGGUCAAGCAGAUGGUUGCGAAGGGGGGGGAUCUUAUUGGGGCUCGCUCCAGUCCCCCCGAAACGGACCCCAAGGACGCAGCUAAACUGUUCCGGAGCUUUUGCAGAACGGUUUGGGGGGUGGAAGUCAGCGCAAAUUCCGUGGGGGAAAUUGGAAACGGAAGUAAAGAGGUGGACGACCUGACAUUGGCGGCGGCCAUCGACAGAUUCCUGGACUUCCGGCGGGGUUUCUGUGACGUCAGCAAGGCGCUCGCGGACUUUCUGGUUCGCGGCCUGCGAGCGAGGAGUCACUUAGACGUAUAA